AUGAAUUUUAAAGACGCGUCGUUACGUUUCGGGAUCCCCACCCAUAUAGAGCGCUUGAGGACAGUUCAUCCUGUGGGGAAUGAUGAGGUGUACAUAUGGCAUUAUACGUUAGUUUGGGUAGACGUAAGCUUAGCUCACUAUGAGACCCACGAGUACCUAGCUUGGUGUUUCCAGGACCGUUUUGGAGACGAGUUCGGUCCCAUCAGGUCUGCUGAUGUCCCGUUUGUCGGAGAGGGUCAGUUGGACCCGCAGUGUCCAAACGGCGAUAUUAUAGAUGUGGAUAUGGAGAGUAACCAAGACUCGGAGGUAGAGUAUGAGAUUGUGGAGGAUGAGGAGGAGCAUGAGGAGCUAGGUGGGGUAGCUUUUGAGCCAGAGGUUGUGGACCCAAUCCCGGAGCAGGUGUACGCGGAGGCUCCAGAGCCGAUGGAUAUAGCUGAGGCCGAGGAGCAGGAGCCUUCCGAGAGUUCUUCAGAUUUGUCGGCCUGGGAGCGUCGCACCACAAUUUCGACCUGUACGCGGGAUGUUGUCGCUUCGUGGGGUACGGGGCGUGAUAUUUCUUUCUGUGAAUCUUUACGGAAGUUGCCUGAUCUGUCGAGCUCGAAGGGGUUGCGAGAGGUUUGCAUAAGUAGCUGUGGUAGUCUGGCAGAGAUUCAAGGCGAACUACCACAAUCUUUAGAAAAAUUGAAGAUUGAUGACUGUGAAUCUUUACAGAAGUUGCCUGAUCUGUCGAGCUUGAAGGGGUUGCGAGAGGUUUGGAUAAGUAGCUGCGGUAGUCUGGCUGAGAUUCAAGGCGAACUACCACAAUCUUUGAAAAAAUUGGAGAUUUCUUUCUGUGAAUCUUUACAGAAGUUGCCUGAUCUGUCGAGCUCGAAGGGGUUGCGAGAGGUUUGCAUAAGUAGCUGUGGUAGUCUGGCUGAGAUUCGAGGCGAACUACCACAAUCUUUGGAAGAAUUGGAGGUUGAUGACUGUGAAUCUUUACGGAAGUUGCCUGAUCUGUCGAGCUUGAAGGGGUUGCGAGAGGUUGAAAUAAAUCGGUGCAAGAAAUUAGAUGUGGAGGCAAUUUCUUCCCUUUGCUCGGAGAAGGGAGUCAAAUUUCUAGAAGAAGACAAUGAGUGGGACGGAGAAGACAGACAAUCUGAAUCUAAACAUGAUGGAGAAGACAACGAAUCUGAAUCUGAGGGAGAUGAUGCCAAAUCUGAAUCUGAAGAUGAGGGAGAAGACAACGAAUCUGAAUCUCAGGGAGAAGAUGAGGAAUAAGUGCACGUUGCUCUUGAAAGCUUCUUGAUCCACGACCACAAAUUGUUCCCGCAUGUUCAAACUUUAAACAACUUGAGGUAACCUAUUUCAUCUGACAAACAAUUGUUUUCCCUUUUCUGCAAUCAAAUUCUUUCUCAGAUAUGAACAGAAAAGUUUCACAUGCACUUUUUUAAUUACCUUUUCACGAGUUGAUGACUGAAAAUCUGAUGAAGGUAUUGAAAUUGUGAUACAUCCGUACAACCAGAAGGUUCUUAAUUAUUUUCAAAUA
Messenger RNA from Syzygium oleosum, 1525 nucleotides. RefSeq lists its product as uncharacterized. The record is from RefSeq and is a predicted model, not a curated record. The transcript has 3 exons. NCBI's taxonomy places the organism in Eukaryota, Viridiplantae, Streptophyta, Magnoliopsida, Myrtales, Myrtaceae. The coding region runs from base 1 to 1257 and encodes 418 amino acids.